GCGGCGGUGGCGGCGGUGGCUGCCCGCGCCCCUCCCCCGCGAGGCGCUCAGUGCCAGGCGGGAGGCGGCAGCGGUUGGAGGCUACGCCGGGCUUUGCAGCGGGGACUUCGGCGGCGGCGGCGGCGGCGGCGCCUCAGGCACUUCGGCCCUGACACAAUGAGGCGAGUGGUACGACAGAGCAAGUUUCGGCAUGUAUUUGGACAAGCGGUGAAAAAUGACCAGUGUUACGAUGACAUCCGGGUUUCUCGAGUGACCUGGGAUAGUUCCUUUUGCGCUGUCAAUCCCCGAUUUGUUGCCAUAAUCAUAGAAGCGAGUGGGGGCGGGGCGUUCCUUGUGCUCCCUCUGCACAAGACUGGUCGAAUUGACAAAUCCUACCCUACAGUAUGUGGCCACACGGGACCGGUGCUCGACAUAGACUGGUGCCCACACAACGAUCAGGUCAUUGCCAGCGGUUCAGAGGACUGCACGGUUAUGGUGUGGCAGAUCCCAGAAAAUGGACUCACCCUUUCCCUGACCGAACCUGUGGUGAUUUUAGAGGGCCACUCGAAGAGAGUUGGCAUCGUGGCCUGGCAUCCGACUGCCCGCAACGUCCUUCUUAGCGCAGGCUGUGACAAUGCCAUCAUCAUCUGGAAUGUGGGGACGGGGGAAGCCCUCAUCAACCUGGACGAUAUGCACUCGGACAUGAUUUACAAUGUAAGCUGGAACCGGAACGGCAGUCUGAUCUGCACAGCUUCCAAAGACAAGAAAGUGAGAGUGAUCGAUCCUAGGAAGCAAGAGAUUGUUGCUGAGAAGGAGAAAGCACACGAAGGAGCAAGACCCAUGAGAGCCAUCUUUCUGGCUGACGGGAAUGUCUUCACCACUGGUUUCAGCCGCAUGAGUGAGCGGCAGCUGGCUCUCUGGAAUCCGAAAAAUAUGCAGGAACCAAUCGCUCUUCAUGAAAUGGACACUAGCAAUGGGGUGUUGCUGCCCUUCUAUGACCCUGACACCAGUAUCAUUUACUUAUGUGGAAAGGGUGACAGCAGUAUCCGCUAUUUUGAGAUCACAGAUGAAUCCCCGUAUGUCCACUACCUCAACACAUUCAGCAGCAAGGAGCCUCAGAGAGGGAUGGGCUACAUGCCCAAGAGGGGACUUGACGUUAACAAAUGUGAGAUCGCCAGAUUCUUCAAACUUCAUGAGAGAAAGUGUGAGCCCAUUAUCAUGACUGUUCCAAGGAAAUCGGACCUUUUCCAGGAUGACCUGUAUCCUGACACAGCAGGGCCCGAAGCGGCGCUGGAGGCAGAGGAGUGGUUUGAGGGGAAGAAUGCAGAUCCAGUCCUCAUCUCCUUAAAGCAUGGAUACAUUCCUGGCAAAAACCGGGAUCUCAAAGUGGUCAAGAAGAACAUUCUGGAUAGCAAGCCCACUGCAAAUAAGAAGUGUGACCUGAUCAACAUCCCCAAGAAAACCCCGGACACAGCCAGUGUGCAAAAUGAAGCCAAGCUGGAUGAGAUUUUAAAAGAGAUCAAAUCUAUAAAAGAUACAAUCUGCAAUCAAGACGAGCGCAUUUCCAAGUUAGAACAGCAGAUGGCGAAGAUCGCCGCCUGAAGGUCCACCCCCCACCCCCAAAAUGGGAGCAGGAACUCUUCGUGGUAGCCGGUUGUGGGCGUGGUCCCAGGGAGGGCGGAAGGGAGGCACUGCCAUUUGGGGACCUUCGUGUCAGCGGCCCGUGUCAACCAGCCACGGGCCGCCUUCCAGUCAGAACUCAAUUCGUCUCCCAAAUUUGCAGAAACAAAAUGUGAUUUAAAAGCUGAGCUUUUUAUCAGAAAGCUUUUUUGAUGUUUUAAGUGUUACGUGACUUGUCGAACUUUUAAAAGACAAAAGUGCUACUUUUAAAAUCCCAGAUAUUCUGAAUUUUAGAAAACCGACCAAUUCUGAUUCAGUGUUGUGCCCAAGUACCUUUUUUCUUUUUUUUUUUUUUUUUAUAAACAGGGACCAAUGCCACAUUGCUUUUUAUAUUUCUUUUUUUUUUUUUAACGUUGCCAAAACCAAAAGUAGCUCCCCCGCCCGCCGCCCUUGUAUUUUGCUACUUUGCAGUAUUUGUGUGUGGUUUUUUUUUUUCCUCCUUAAUUUGAAAGGGACAGCACUGUGUAUGUUUAUAAACUAAAUGAAGAUAAGAUAUUAUUUUGUAUACACGUUCAUCCGAGAACAAUCAGAGCAGUAGCCUCAUGGUGCUGGCUCGUUUGCAGCACAAAACCCGGUCAUCCUCAUGACUGUACAGAAGGAAGACUUGAAAAAUCACGUGGGUUCACGUCACCACCCCUCUCCUUUCACGGAGUCUUCUGAUCAAAAAAGCUCCUAUUGUAUCGUCUCUUUUCUUUCCUUUCUCUUUUCUAGAAACUGGGUGGUUGUACCAGAAUGGAAUUUCACUUCUUGGUUAUCCUGUGCUUCAGAUGAUUAUAAUCUAACCUAAACUAGCGUGUGUUUUCGCAGUUUUGUUAUACACGUAGAAUCUAUUGCAUUGAUCACUUUAAACGUCAUAGUUCAGGUUUCGGUCAAUACUUGACAAGGGUGCCCGGGACAGGAGGCCACAGAAGCCACUGUGGAGUGUUCCUCCUUGCCCAUUUCAGCAGCCUGUCUUGCUCCUGAGUGCAGUAGGGGACUGUAGGCCGAGCGAACCUGCAGUGGGGAGUGUGCCCCCACGGGACCCUCUGCUCUCCCAGCACAUCGCAUGCCGACCCUGUGCUGUGCUGGAGGCAGAAAUGGCUCUCUCUGCACCCCAGAGCCCCUGCCCUCCCCUCUGUGUCACAGAUGCAGCCACCUCUCUCAGGGCUCCCCCAGACAGUCCUUCUGUUUUUCCUGCCUCGGCCCUCUCCACAGUCAGCUGAGAUGAAGGCCAGAGGGUGCUAUUGACUAUUGAGACUGAGAACAGUCUAGAAUGAAGCAAGACCAGGAGCACGGGCCUCUGCUGUAGCUUUAAUGUGUACGAACUUGUCCCUUUGCACCCUCCACACAAACCAGCCUGCUCUGCCCCUCCAGCUCACACAGAGGCUGUGUCAAAGCACAGAGGUUCCCCCGGAUUCAGGGGCCAGCGACUGAGCUCUGAAUACCUGUUCCAUUCCUAGGUUAGCUAGAACUUCUCCAUUUCCAUGUUCUCAUUUUGCAUGCUUGAGGAACAAGAUUUAAAGAAUCUCUGGGAAAGACUGAGUGUCUGUGGUCGAACAUGAAACGUGGAGUGCCAUUGGGACCGCCCGGGGGCUCUUGCGCAUGCUCCCGCCGGUGUGGGGACGAACUGGCUGGGAGCAUCUGUAACAGGGAGCCAGGAUGGAGGCGGAGUGUGGCGACACUGGGUUGGAACGCGCAGUCGAGCUGGGGCUAAUGUCUGCGUAGGAAAGGUACCGUGUUUUUACCCAGAAUUGGGGUCACUGUCUCCACAGUUUCAGGGCAUCUGAAUGUUUGGUGUGGUUUUGUGUGUGUAUGUGUGUGUGUUUAAUAUUGGAGUGGAUAAUGAGAUGUAAAGAAAACAAUAAUUACAGUGACUUCUGUUCAAACCUGUACAUGUUUCUUUAUCGACGUAAUCUGCUGAGGACCUUCAUUUUUUAAAUUGAGAAGUGUUUUAAGGUUCUGACAAAUUAAGUAAACAAAAUUGUUGAUAGUGGUGGAACACCAUAGGGAACGUGGUUCAAAGAGAAGACAGAGGGCAAGGAGAAAUUACCCUGAUUUUAGUGGUUUUAGCUUAUGACUUAUUUAAUGAACGAAUGCCCAGCCAGGCUCAGAGUCGGCGCCUGAAGCUUUGUGGAUUAUUUUUCCUGUUUUGUCUUUUUUUAUUUUUUUCCUUCUUCUUUUCAAAGCCGUGCUAUCCCAGAGGAAAACCAGUGAAUUGCUCCUAGAUCGGCUCUUAUAGAGCGGCCAUAGUAUUCUGUCAAAACACUUGCUUCCAUUUUCAAAGAUAAAAAAGUCAUUGAUUACAAAA
Messenger RNA from Felis catus (domestic cat), 3946 nucleotides. RefSeq names its product coronin 1C (gene CORO1C). Bases 157 to 1581 code for a protein of 474 amino acids. The transcript is spliced from 11 exons. The record is from RefSeq and is a predicted model, not a curated record. Gene Ontology annotation, biological process: neural crest cell migration; actin filament organization. Gene Ontology annotation, molecular function: actin filament binding. NCBI's taxonomy places the organism in Eukaryota, Metazoa, Chordata, Mammalia, Carnivora, Felidae.